Messenger RNA from Siniperca chuatsi (mandarin fish), 1562 nucleotides. RefSeq names its product homogentisate 1,2-dioxygenase (gene hgd). Gene Ontology annotation, biological process: L-phenylalanine catabolic process. The record is from RefSeq and is a predicted model, not a curated record. Lineage: Eukaryota; Metazoa; Chordata; Actinopteri; Centrarchiformes; Sinipercidae. Bases 145 to 1476 code for a protein of 443 amino acids. Gene Ontology annotation, molecular function: homogentisate 1,2-dioxygenase activity. Gene Ontology annotation, cellular component: cytoplasm. The transcript is spliced from 14 exons.
UUUCUUCCCAGUUCAAAUACCGACCUGCACGCGCCCUGCACUGGAAGAGAAUGCAUUAAGAGUCAGGCAGGAAAGCCACAAGUUCAUUUGUAACCACUGAAACUUUUUCAACCAGCUACGAGGAAAGUUUUAACAGACAAAACAAUGGCUGGACUCAAGUACAUGAGCGGUUUUGGGAACGAGUUCUCUUCUGAAGACCCUCGCUGUCCUGGAUCUCUACCUGAGGGACAGAACAAUCCUCAGGUCUGUCCUUACGGCCUCUAUGCUGAGCAGCUCUCUGGCUCUGCCUUCACCUGCCCACGGCCAGCCAACAAGAGGAGCUGGUUGUACCGUGUCUUGCCGUCUGUCAAACAUAAGCCUUUUACCUCAGUGCCCUGUGGAAAUCUAACAGAGAACUGGAAUGAAGUGGACCCUGACCCUAACCAGCUGCGAUGGCUGCCAUUCACCAUCCCCAAAUCUACAGUGAAGAAAGUGGACUUUGUGGCUGGUCUGCAUACUGUCUGUGGCGCUGGAGAUGCCAAAUCUCGCAUUGGCAUUGGCAUCCACGUAUACACCUGCAACACCUCCAUGGUUGACAGGUGCUUCAACAACUCAGAUGGAGACUUUCUGAUUGUACCCCAGCAGGGUGAGAUCUUGAUCACCACAGAGUUUGGGAAAAUGAUGGUCGAGCCAAACGAGAUCUGUGUCAUCCAGCAAGGGAUGCGCUUCAGUGUGGAUGUUUUUGGAGAAACCAGAGGUUACAUACUGGAGGUGUAUGGAGCCCAUUUUGAACUCCCUGACCUGGGACCCAUAGGAGCCAAUGGUCUGGCCAACCCAAAAGAUUUCCUGUGUCCAGUUGCUUGGUACGAGGAUCACAAAGUGGCCACAGGUUACACCAUCAUCAACAAGUACCAAGGAAAGCUCUUCGCCUGCCAACAGGAUUUCUCUCCAUUCAAUGUGGUGGCUUGGCACGGAAACUACACACCUUACAAAUACAACCUGAAGAACUUCAUGGUUAUCAAUGGUGUGGCCUUCGACCAUGUGGAUCCAUCUAUCUUUACUGUGCUGACUGCCAAAUCCACCCGACCAGGUGUGGCCAUUGCUGACUUUGUCAUCUUCCCCCCUCGGUGGGGUGUGGCUGACCACACCUUCCGUCCACCGUACUAUCACCGUAACUGCAUGAGUGAAUUCAUGGGCCUGAUCAAAGGCCACUAUGAGGCUAAAGAGGAGGGCUUCCAACCAGGAGGGGCCAGCCUCCACAGCAUAAUGACCCCACACGGCCCAGACGCUGAAUGCUUUGAGAAGAACAGCACUGCUGAGCUCAAACCUGAGAGGGUGGCUGAGGGAACCAUGGCUUUCAUGUUUGAGUCAUCCUUCAGUAUGGCUGUGACCAAGUGGGGUCUACAAACAUGCCAGAGACUUGACAAGAGCUACUACCAGUGCUGGGAACCUCUUCGCAGCCACUUUAAUCCCAACUGGAAGCCCAGCAAACAAUAGCAAAACAGAGUAUAAACCAAAUAUGGUUGUUUAACAAACAUAAAAAACGUUGUUCAUUCAUUUUAUUAAAUGUAACUAACAAUCCA